AUGUCCAUCAUUGGAGCUCCGACACCUGCACUCAUGGCACUGCAAGUUCCUGGUCCUUACGGACAGGUUGGUGGUGGCGCACCAAUUGACGCUCAUCUUCAACGCCAAAGAUUGCUGGCACAGCUCAAUGAAUCUACAUGGCAGAGGAUUGGCACCCUCAAUGAGCUCAUGAACCAGCUUGAUGAUGCACUUUAUGCAUACGAGCAGGCACUCCGCCAUAACAUGUACUCUACCCAGACUCUCAACGCCAUCUCAACGAUUCUGCGCACAAAGGAGAAAUAUCCUGAAGCAAUGGAGUACCUGAAGAACAUCAUCAAGAUGGAGCCUGCCAAUGGCGAUGCGUGGGGCAACCUUGGUCACUGCCACCUUAUGAUGGACAACUUGCAAGACGCCUAUACUGCGUACCAGCAAGCACUGUACUAUCUGCCUGAUCCGAAGGAGCCGAAGCUGUGGUACGGCAUAGGUAUUCUCUAUGACCGAUACGGCAGUCUCGAGCACGCCGAAGAAGCCUUUUCGCAGGUCAUGCGUAUGCAGCCGGACUUCGAGAAGGCCAACGAGAUCUAUUUCAGACUUGGCAUCAUUUACAAGCAGCAGAGCAAAUUUCAGCAGAGUCUGGAGUGCUUUAAGUACAUUGUGUCUGAUCCUCCACGUCCACUAAACGAGGAAGAUAUAUGGUUCCAGAUUGGCCAUGUACAUGAGCAGCAGAAAGAUUUCGAAAGCGCCAAAGCCGCCUACAAACGCGUUCUUGAGCGCGAUCCUAGGCAUGCUAAAGUACUUCAACAAUUGGGAUGGCUUCAUCACCAACAGAGCAAUUCGUACUCGAGUCAAGAACAGGCGAUCGAGUAUCUCGAGAAAUCCGUCGGUUCCGAUAAUGCCGAUGCACAGUCCUGGUAUCUGCUCGGCCGCUGCUACAUGGCGCAACAAAAGUUUCCCAAGGCAUAUGAGGCCUAUCAACAAGCUGUGUACCGUGACGGGCGCAAUCCGACAUUCUGGUGCUCUAUUGGAGUGCUAUACUACCAAAUCAACCAGUAUCGUGACGCGUUGGACGCCUACUCAAGAGCCAUCCGCCUUAAUCCAUAUAUCUCAGAGGUGUGGUAUGAUCUCGGAACACUGUACGAAAGUUGCAACAACCAGACCGCAGAUGCUCUAGAUGCAUACUCCAGAGCGGCUGAGCUUGACCCCGGCAACGCGCACAUCAAAGCCCGCCUGCAGCUUCUACGUAGUGGUGGCGGCGCCGGCGGUAAUCAGCAUAAUGCCCCUGCUCCACAAGAUGUGCAUCCUCAAGCAUAUCAGAAUGGUGUUGGCGUUCCACCGAACCCAGGCUGGCCAGGCUCGACUGGCCAGAAUCAGCAACCACAUCAGCCUCCGCUGGACGCAGCCAGAGUCAGCGAAUGGACGCGCGGCAUCCCUCAACUGAACCAACCUAACGGCCCUGCCAACCCGCAGAAUGGCUUCGAUGGUCGGGAUGGCAUGCGUGCUCCGCCUAUGCGUGCUCCAUCUCCGCGCAGUGAUCAACUGCGGCCUUACGGUGAGCCAUCGCGCCACACACCUGGUCCUGUCCGGAAGCAUUCUCCAUCUCCAAAGAUGCAGCAUUCGGGACCAUCAGGUUUCCCGCCACCACAGACCUUGCCUCAGCUCAACCUAGGAGAGAGGCCUCCGCCAUUCAAUGGUGGAAUGCGGCCAUCACCAAACAUGAAUGGCGCUCCACCUCAGCCAGCUGGCGGACCCGCAAACACAUUGCCUCCCUAUGGUAGGCCCUUCAGUCCUCCCAGUGAAAUUCGACCUCUUCGAGACGACCAUGCCCACUCUCCGCCAGCUGGCAACAUGCCUCCUUCGCAGUAUCCUGGCAGCCAACCUUUUCCAAGCAUCGCUAGCGGCGUCAGCUCUGCACCCCAGCCUUUGCCACAGGCAGCUGAGCCACCUCGAGAAGAUACUAGGCCGCCCUCUGCUAUGAAAAGAUCGCGCGAGUGGGAAGCUGAUACUGGCCCGUCAAAGAAGAUUGCCAAUGAGGAGUCAAGAGCCCGACUCGAGGAGCCUCCGCGCCACACUAGCCCUCCUCACCGGAACCCUACUCCGCGCGACCACUUCCGCCGCGAUUCGUCCGAGGCCCGUCGGGAGAACGAGCGGCGUGCAAAUGAGAACUACCAUCCGUCUGAAGCUGCCCACCAUCCUUACAGCUUAGCGCCACAGAUGCCGCCUAUCCAGGCACAGGCGCCACCGCCGCCUGAGCCCCCAAAAGAGGACCGCAAGGAGAACGUCGAGCCUGCAGCGCGGAAGAUGGAUGUGGAUGAGGACUACGAUAAUAACAGUGAGGAUGAGAAGAAAGGCAGCGGAACGGCUCCUGGUACUGCAACCAGGAAUUCGCCGGUCCAGGCAGGGUCUGUUAACGGCGUGCCGAAGCAGGAAGUCACUGUAUAA
Molecule: messenger RNA, 2418 nt
Organism: Cyphellophora attinorum
Lineage: Eukaryota; Fungi; Ascomycota; Eurotiomycetes; Chaetothyriales; Cyphellophoraceae
Product: General transcriptional corepressor ssn6
Exons: 7
Coding region: 1-2418 (805 amino acids)
Biological process (GO): regulation of gene expression
Molecular function (GO): RNA polymerase II cis-regulatory region sequence-specific DNA binding; protein binding; chromatin DNA binding
Source: RefSeq, a predicted model, not a curated record